This is a messenger RNA of Daucus carota subsp. sativus, 2025 nucleotides long. Its product is annotated as actin-interacting protein 1-2. Gene Ontology annotation, molecular function: actin filament binding. Lineage: Eukaryota; Viridiplantae; Streptophyta; Magnoliopsida; Apiales; Apiaceae. The transcript has 6 exons. The record is from RefSeq and is a predicted model, not a curated record. Gene Ontology annotation, cellular component: cortical actin cytoskeleton. Gene Ontology annotation, biological process: actin filament depolymerization. Bases 40 to 1866 code for a protein of 608 amino acids.
ACAAACUCACCCAAACUCAACCCAAACACAUUAAAAACCAUGGCAAAGCUUGUCGAAACCUAUGCAUGCAUCCCUUCAACGGAACGCGGACGAGGAAUCCUCAUCUCAGCGGACCCAAAAACCAAUGCAAUACUCUACUGCAAUGGCAGGUCCAUAAUAAUACGCCAGCUGGACAAGCCACUGGACAUUGAUGUGUACACAGAUCAUGGCUAUCCCACGACAGUUGCGAGGUUUUCGCCCAACGGGGAGUGGGUGGCGUCGGCGGACGCGUCGGGGACGGUGAGGAUCUGGGGGAGGUAUAAUGAUCAUGUGUUGAAGAAUGAGUUCAGGGUUUUGACGGGGAGAGUUGAUGAUUUGAUGUGGUCGGCUGAUGGCUUGAGGAUUGUGGCGUCCGGGGAUUGCAAGGGGAAGGCGUUUGUAAGGGCUUUUAUGUGGGACUCUGGGUCCACUGUUGGAGACUUUGAUGGACACUCAAGGAGAGUUUUAAGUUGUGCAUUCAAGCCAACAAGACCAUUUCGAAUUGUCACAUGUGGGGAGGACUUUUUAGUGAAUUUCUAUGAAGGACCACCAUUUAAAUUCAAGCUCUCUCACAGGGAUCACACAAAUUAUGUCAAUUGUGUGAGGUUUUCUCCGGAUGGCACCAAAUUUGUCACUGUGAGCUCUGACAAAAAGGGUAUCUUAUAUGAUGCAAAAACUGCAGAUAAAAUUGGGGAGCUGUCAGCGGAAGAUUGCCACAAAGGUAGCAUAUAUGCUGUUAGCUGGAGUCCUGACAGUAAACAACUGAUAACUGCGUCUGCUGACAAGACUGCAAAAGUAUGGACAAUAUCUGAGGAUGGUCAUGGAGAGUUGGCUAAGACAUUGACUUCUCCAGGCUCUGGAAGUUUUGAAGAUAUGCUCGUUGGGUGCCUUUGGCAUAAUAAUUAUCUCGUCACUGUCUCUCUUGGUGGCACAAUAUCUAUUUUUUCAGCAACUGAUCUUGAUGAAUCCCCAGUAAUUCUUUCUGGACACAUGAAGAAUGUAAAUUCUGUUGUAGUGCUUAAAAAGCAAAAUCUCAUAUUGUCAUGCAGCUAUGAUGGUCUUAUAGUUAAAUGGACUAAAGGCAUAGGAUAUGCUGGUAAACUGGACCGGAAGGUAACUGAUAAAAUCAAAUGUUUUGCUGCUGUCGAUGAAGAGCUUGUUACAUCUGGAUAUGACAAUAAGGUUUGGAGAACCCCCCUAGAUGGAGAUCAAUGUGGGGAGGCAGAAUGUGUUGAUAUUGGCAGUCAACCUCAGGACUUGAGCUUUGCUAUGCUCUCUCCUAAACUAGUCUUGGUUGCAAUUGCUACUGGGGUUGUCCUCCUUGAGGGUACGAAAGUGUUGUCAACAGUUGACCUUGGGUUUUCUGCGACUGCAUGUACAAUUUCUCCUGAUGGAAGUGAAGCCGUCGUGGGUGGUGAGGAUGGUAAAUUGCACAUAUAUUCUAUCUCAGGUAAUAGUUUCAAAGAAGAGGCAGUCCUCGAAAAACAUCGGGGUGCUAUUACUGUAGUUCGUUAUUCUCCAGAUGUUUCCAUGAUUGCCUCUGGAGAUGUAAAUCGAGAAGCUGUUGUUUGGGAUCGUGCUUCCAGAGAGGUGAAGCUGAAAAACAUGUUAUAUCAUGCUGCACGCGUAAAUUGUCUGUCAUGGUCCCAUGAUAGCACUAUGGUUGCUACUGGAUCACUUGAUACAUGUGUCAUCAUAUAUGAAAUAGGCAAACCAGCAUCAAGUCGGAUAACUAUCAAAGGAGCUCACCUAGGUGGUGUUUAUGGACUGGCUUUUACUGAAGAAAACAGUGUAAUAAGUUCUGGUGAGGAUGGCUGUGUUCGUAUAUGGACCCUAGCCCAAGAAUAAAGAUGUAUCAAUAUCAUAAAGUUCGCUCUGUUUAUAUACAUCUUUUCUUUCUCCGAAGUGUUAGUUUUCAUAAAGUGAACAGGGAUAAUGCACUCCAUAAAUUGUAAGUUGAUCUCUAAGGUUCUUUAUGUGAGUGGUUAGAUUAGUAUCUUUUUUUUU